Messenger RNA from Malus domestica (apple), 2827 nucleotides. RefSeq lists its product as uncharacterized. Gene Ontology annotation, biological process: protein phosphorylation. Gene Ontology annotation, molecular function: ATP binding; protein kinase activity. The record is from RefSeq and is a predicted model, not a curated record. NCBI's taxonomy places the organism in Eukaryota, Viridiplantae, Streptophyta, Magnoliopsida, Rosales, Rosaceae.
AGGAGAGAAGCCAGUUCCUAGCCAUAUAGCUCCGCUAUGAAAAUGGUCCCUCAAAAAAAUCUGAAAGAGAACCAAACUAAAAGACGCGAAAGAAAUACAACAAAAUACCAAAAGAGAGGCCAGUUUACCUUGGCUCUUCAGCUCCAGCUUCGUCCGUUGACCUCUGGUGGCAGGCUCCAGGGACCAAGAGAUGAAGGGAGGAGGAUUGGGGUCUCGUCUCUUCCACCGUUCAUGGUGCCUCCUCCUCCAUUAGCAAGCGGAGCCACCCAAUUCGCCACCGUAUUGAAUAAGGUUGGCCAAAAUUUAGGUUGCAAUCAAACACAGACAUUUCUAAUUUUGCUGUAUUGGGAGUGCUUUGGUAACUAUGGCACUAGAGUUUAUUGGCGGAACACUGUUUACGCUGCUCUACGACGGCGUUAAGCAAGCGAUGAGCAAGAGCAGCACCUUUAAAUCCCUUCUGGGAGACCUCAAAUCUACACUAGACUCCCUAGUACCGAGAGACAUCCAACAAAUUGAAGAACAUAAUGUGGAAUUGGGUCUCCCCAACGACGAAAUCGAAAGUCUUAAAUUGAAGAUGGAGGAAGGCGUAAAGCUGGUUGUAAAGUUAUCGAAUUUUCGAAUGUGGAACUAUUGCUGUCUGUAUGAUUAUACUGACCAAAUUGUUGAGUUGGAUAGGGCUCUCAAAAGAUUGCUGCAAAAAUUGAAGAUGCAGGAAACAAGGGAUGUGAAAGAGGUUUUAUUGUUGUCGAGGGAAAACCGAGAUAAAUUGGAUGAAGUGAACAGAAGACUGUUGGAUAUACAGAAAUUACUGCAGCAGAGAGCUGGGGAAGGAGGGAGUGGCUUGCAGAAUUUGGUUUCCGGAAAUAGUACAGAAACCGCUCCGCCGGAGCAAACUCAAGGGAAUAGUGGGGAACAAGUGACAUCUUUUGAUGGAGGAGCUUCUCUAGAAGCAGUGUUUUUGGCUUUGUUUGACGCUGUUAUAGGAGCAAAGGACAAGACUGUGAUGUUUAAACCACUAUUUGAAAAUCUUAUAUCCACCCUAGAAUCUUUAAAACCAUUGAUUGAAGAGGUAACAAAACAUAAGAAGAUAUUAGAUCGCACAGAGGAGCGACUCGAAGAUUUUAGAAUACAAAUGGAGAAUGGUGUAGAGCUCAUAGACAAGUGCGCCAAGGAUCACUUGUGGGUCAGCUGCAAACAGUAUAAAUACACUGACAGGCUUCUCAGAUUGGACGAAUCGCUUCAAAUACUGUUAAAUAUACUGAAAGUGCAAGUAGCAAGAGAUGUGAAGCAGACCUCUGCUUCAGUGCAACGUAUAGAGGCCGUGAUCAAGCAAAUUGAAGAAAGUGCUGUGCUUCAAGAUCAAAUUCAAACUAGAGCUCGGAAUGCAUUACCUGAACCUUUAUCACAUACAGUUGGAUUAGAUAUGCUGAAUGUGCGGGGAACAAGGGAUGUGAAGGAGGCAUUGCUUUCUGUCAGGAAUAAAAUAGUGGUUGCGGAGAAAAUCGAAGGAAGUGGUGUGGUACAGAACCUAAGUGAAAUUGAAGGAUUGCGUUCAAGUAGCAAACUGUCGACUAUCUCGGUGCCUUCAACUCUUCGGACAGAGGGUGAGAUCGUGCAGUCCUCCAAUGUGAAGAAAUUCGGAUUUAAUGAACUGAAAACAGCCACCAGGAACUUCCAUUCUGAUUGUAUUUUGGGUGAAGGACAUUCAGGUUCUGUCUUUAAGGGGUGGGUUGAUGAGAAUUCACUAACAGCUGCCAAGCCUGGUACUGGCAUGGUUGUUGCUGUGCAAAGGCUUAACCAAGAAGAUCUGCUGGGUCACAAAGAAUGGUUGGCGGAAAUCAACUACCUUGGGCAGCUGCAUCAUGAAAAUCUUGUGAGGUUGAUUGGUUACUGCUUAGAGGAUGACCACCGACUUUUGGUGUAUGAAUUUAUGCCUCGCGGAAGCUUGGAUAGACAUCUAUUUAACAAGUCUUCUUUCUUUCAACCACUUCCGUGGAACCUUCGUAUGAGGAUUGCCCUUGGUGCUGCUAAGGGUCUAGCAUUUCUUAGCAGUGAUCUGCAAGUGAUUUAUCGUGACUUCAAAACUUCUGAUAUCCUGCUGGAUUCGAUGAACAAUGCUAAACUUUCAAAUUUUGGUCUGGCCUGGGGUUGGCCAGCCAGUGAUAAAACCCAUGUCUCAUCAAGGGUCUUGGGGACAUAUGGGUAUGCAGCUCCUGAGUAUAUAGCCACAGGUCAAUUCACUGCCAAAAUUAAUGUGUAUAGUUUUGGAGUUGUUCUGCUCGAAAUGGUGUCUGGCAGACCAGUUGUGGACAAGAAUCGGCCAUCCGGAGAACACAAUUUAGUUGAAUGGGCCAAGCCUUACCUUGCCAGCAAACGCAAAGUUUCCAAAAUUUUUGAUGCUCGUAUUGAAGGACAGUACUCUUUGAGUGACGCUCUCAAAGUAGUUAAUCUAGCAAUUCACUGCUUAGCAGCAGACCCCAAGUCUAGGCCAAACAUGAACGACGUGGUAAUAACAUUGGAGCAGCUUCAGAAAAGUGAACCUUCCCAAGUGCCGGCUGAUCGUUCGAAGGGUCCAACCGGUCUGACAUGAAGUGGGAGUAAUUUUUGCCUCCAUUCUAUCAAAUCUUCAAAUUACUCCUAUACACAACCGUUAUUUUGAAAGUUUGGAAAACAGUAGAUAGUUUUGUAAAACUAAUUUCUUGAGUUUUCCACCUUUACUCUAUUUAUGAAUUCAUGAGUAAGAAUUAUUGCACUUUGUAACUUUUUAUGUGUUUACACACAAAAAAAAAAAAAGAAUAAUUGGAAGAUACGAGUCAUACGACUUUUU